UGAAGAGAGCGACCGUCGGGAACUACAUUUCUGCUAUCUGCUCUCUUCUAUUUUUUGCUUUUUUUUUUUUUUUUUUUUAAGGCAUUAUUUGUGGUUAAUUAUGUGAUCGAAAUUGCAUGGCAAGACGGCUAAACCGUAGUGUUACCCGACGAAUUAUUCGCGUUGUUCAGAAGCUAUCUCUAAUUAUAUUUAUUCACCUGUGUUUACAUAGUAUAAAUAUAUAUUACUUGUGCCACGCGGUCUUAUAAUGCUCUCGAACACCGAAAAAGAGUUGAUAAUACAGAUAUGGGACAAAAUGAUUCCAGUGGCAGAGGAAAUUGGAUCUGAGGCUCUAUUAAGGAUGUUCACAUCGUUCCCCAAAACGAAGACAUACUUCUCUCAUCUAGAUAUCAGCCCCCAUUCGGAGCAUUUACGCUGCCACGGGAAGAAAAUCAUCCAGGCUUUAGCAGAGGGUGCGAGGAACAUAAGCACACUUACUACAACGUUGGCACCGCUAAGCAGGUUCCAUGCCUAUCAACUGCGAAUACAUCCUACAAAUUUCAAGCUUUUCAAUCAUUGCAUCAUUGUGACGUUAGCCUGCCAUAUGGGUGACAACUUCACACCAGUUGCACACGCGGCGAUAGACAAGUUUCUUUCGGCAUUCUCUGCUGUUUUAGCCGAGAAGUUCCGAUGAAGACCCCUCCGAAGAAGGAUAGGAUGGUUUAUCUUUAAUAAAUAAAUAAUUCAUGUUUUACAAAGUUUGUGUGUAUUUGUUAUCUGUCUGUAAUGCCAUGAAAUAAUCAAUUAAAAAAUAAC
Messenger RNA from Labeo rohita (rohu), 795 nucleotides. RefSeq names its product Hemoglobin subunit alpha-D-like (gene hbae4). Gene Ontology annotation, cellular component: hemoglobin complex; haptoglobin-hemoglobin complex; blood microparticle. Gene Ontology annotation, molecular function: peroxidase activity; heme binding; haptoglobin binding. The transcript has 3 exons. The record is from RefSeq and is a predicted model, not a curated record. Gene Ontology annotation, biological process: oxygen transport; hydrogen peroxide catabolic process. Bases 248 to 673 code for a protein of 141 amino acids. NCBI's taxonomy places the organism in Eukaryota, Metazoa, Chordata, Actinopteri, Cypriniformes, Cyprinidae.